UCCACUAGGAAAAGAAAACCCUUUACACAGAUUGCUUCUGAGGAUGAAAGCAAUACUGUAGCACGAAAAAAGUCUAGAAGACCUGAGGAUACUGCCAAUAAUAAUUCUAGUGAUUGUCAUAGACGUGCUGGAACAAUAAAUUUCAUGGUUUUGAAAAACUUCAUGUGCCACUCAUUGCUUGAAGUAAAUUUCACCAAUAACAUUAGCAUUAUCAUUGGCAAGAAUGGCAGUGGAAAGAGUGCCAUUUUGACUGCAUUAAUUGUUGGACUUGGAGGAAAAGCCUCGCUAACUAACAGAGGAAGUAGCGUGAAAGGUUUUGUUAAGGCUGGUAGACAGUCUGCAAGCAUCGAGAUUGAGUUAUGCAAUGAGGGUCCGAUGGCGUAUAGACCUAGUGUGUAUGGCAAAAAAAUUCAUGUUAUACGUAAUCUGACUGCUAGUGGAGGAGGAUCCUACAGGGUUCGUUCUGAGAAUGGAGAAGUGAUAUCCACACAAGCAAAGGAAGUUCAAAAUAUUGCAGCCAGCUUGAAUAUACAAGUCGACAAUCCAAUCUGCAUUUUGAAUCAGGAUACAUCUAGAAACUUUUUGAGCAGUAAUGAUCCAAAAAACAAAUUCACAUUGUUCAUGAGAGCUACAAGGCUAGAGACACUUGAAUCAGAGUAUAAGAAAGUCCAGGGAAAUAAGAGAGACUCUGUUAGAAUUAUGGAAGAAAAAGAAGAAAACUUUAGAAAGCUACAGGAUGAAAUCAAACGCCUGAAAAAGAAAAUCGAAAACCACAAAUCAAUUAUUUCUUUGAAAGAUAGGAAAGGUUUAUUGCAAAGAGAGCUAAUUUGGGCGAAAGUAAGAGAUGUGGAAGAAGAAUUGGAGCAAGAAAAACUUGGUGUGGAAACAAUUGAGAAAAAAUUGAAUGAUGUCAAAGCAAAUUCAGAUAAACGUAAUGAUAGAGUAAAUAAACUCAAGGAAAACAUAAGAACUUUGGAACAUCAGAUAUUAGAAGUGAAAGAACAAAUUGAAGUGCAGAAACGACCUCAGCUAGAUUUGAAGACCCAAAUGGAGGAGCUUUCUCAGAAAUUGGGUAUGAAGAAGCGUGAAAAACAGCAAAUUCAGACGUCAAUACAAUCGAAAAAUUCUGAUAUUCAGUCAAUUCAACAAGAUAUCUCUUCUGCAAAUGACAAUAUGUCAAAAGUUGAACAACAAAAAAUUGAGAGGAUAAAAAACUUGGCUGCUCUGCAGGAUAAACUCAAAGGAAUGGAUGACCAUUUAGAAACUUCUAAGAAUGACUUGUUUCAAAUCAAAAGUGAUCUGUCGAGAAGGGAAUGUGAAGAACAAAAUCUACAUGCUGAAAUCACUAUGAUAGAUAGUAAAAUUGCUAAUGAGAGAAAUAACCUAAAUGCCAUUCAGGCAGAAUCAGGAAAUAACCUUCUUCUGUAUGGACGUGAUGUACCCAAAAUCAAACAAAUGAUUGCUCAGUACAAAAAUAGAUUUCAACAAGAACCCAGAGGCCCUCUAGGAGCCUACAUCAAAUUGAAAGAUAAACAAUGGGCAGUGGCGGUUGAAGGUUUUAUUGGUCCCGCUACCUUAUGCGCCUUCGCAGUCGAUAACAACCAAGAUAAUAAAUUAUUGAGGGAAAUAUUCACCAAAGUACUUGGUAAACAGAGACAACCGCAAGUCAUCACUUCGAAAUUUAUUUUCAAGAAACAUGAUGUGACACGUAAUAUGGUGUACGAACCAAAUGGAUGUGUGAGCCUUUAUAACGCACUAGAAGUUUCCGAUCCCGUUGUUUCGAACUGCAUUGUCGACAGCUGUAGUCCAGAAAAUAUUCUUCUGAUACCUGAUGAUCGCACGGCUCAGGAGUUGCUCUCAGAUAGACAACGUGUACCCAGAAAUUGUCACCAAGGUGUUACAGCCAAAGGUGACAAGUACUAUCCCGAUCCAAGUUAUAGGACUUAUGCUUCCAAUUACCAUAGAGCAAAGUUUCUGCAAGUGGACACUAAAGAAUAUAUAGUUCAAUUACAACAGAUGUUGCAAGACUUACAGAACCAAAAACAGACGGUGAAAACUCAGCUGGAUGAAUUUACCAGGGAUAUGAGAAAACAAGUGAACUCAAAGAAUCAGUUGGAAGAGAAAGUCAGGAAAGUUAAUAUGGCUCGUGCUCAAAUAAGAAGACAGUUAGAAGAGUUGAAUUCAAGUGCUGAACCUGAAGUUCAAAAUAUUCAGUUUUUGGAACAAGAAUUACAAGAAAUAAAAAAAUCCCUGAAUGAAAAAACUGCUGCUUUGGAAGGGCUGAAUGAACAAAUAAGAGAAAUACGCAGUGCCAUGGCAGAAAAAGAGCAAAAUUUGACUCAGUUGAAGGGUUCUACAAAAGGACUAGAAGAAAGACUUCAAUCACUUAAGGAUGAAGUUCGAGAGACACAAACUAAACAGAAAGAAAUAUCGACAAGUGGUGAAUUCGACCAAAGACGUAUCAGAGAUUAUGAAACAAAGCUACUUGAUGCUCGGUCCCAAAUGGUAUUGAAACAAAAUACUGUCAAAAAUUGUACCACGGAAGCAAGUUCAGUCGGAGAACGUCUAUCAGAUUUGAGGAGAGUACCUGUCAUUACACAAGAGAUAAAUGAAAUUAAACACAGAAUCACCAAAAUAGAAACUGACACGGAAAAUUUCGAAGAAGUGAAGGACCGAUAUAACGAGCUGUCUGAAAAAUUCUUGAAGUCUGCUGAUAUCAUGAAGAACUUACAAACUGACGUGAAUGAGUUAACCAUCGCAUUGGAGAAACGAAAUAGACAUUACAAACUUACUGAAAGUUACUUUAUAACAUACAUGAAGUAUUCCUUCAAGAAAAUAUUAGAGUAUCGACAGUUUAAGGGAACUAUAGAUAUUAAUAUGAACGAGAAGAAAUUGGAGCUGGUAGUGAUACCUCAGCAUGGUUCACAAGGUCUAACUACUACAUCAAACCUUUCUGGAGGAGAGAGGUCAUUCUCUACAGUUGCCUUUUUAUAUGCUCUGUGGCAGUGCAUGGAAUUUCCUUUUUACUUUCUCGAUGAAUUCGACGUUUAUAUGGACAAGCUAAAUCGUACUAAAGUUAUUGAUAUACUUCUGCAUCACGCGAAGUCUAGACCACAGCUACAGUUCGUGUUCCUGACACCUCAGGAUGUUUCUUUCAUCAAUAAAGACGUUGCACUUCUUAGGUUGGAAGAUCCAGAAAGAUUUAAUGUUUAA
This is a messenger RNA of Phaedon cochleariae (mustard beetle), 3213 nucleotides long. The record is from the annotation of a GenBank genome assembly. NCBI's taxonomy places the organism in Eukaryota, Metazoa, Arthropoda, Insecta, Coleoptera, Chrysomelidae.